AUGGAUGAACAGAGCGCCGCGCCUGCGUCGUCGUCGCCGUCGCCGUCGCCAUCCAAGGCCGUGUCAUGCAAGGAGUGUCGGCGGCUCAAGCUGCGCUGCUCGCGCGUGUGGCCGUGCGACAACUGCCAGCGGCGCAGCGUGGCCCACCUCUGCCCGCAUCGGACCUCGGCCUACCAGCGGAGACCGCGCCAGCGAGGGCGGCCGAGCUUGAGCUUGAACGAGGCGUCAAUCGUGACCGAGGCGGCGCAGGGCCUCGCCAGCCUCUCGGAGCGGUACGGCGAGGACGCAGGCGCAGGAUGGGCAGAAGGACGCAGACAGCAGCUGGGAGGUAGGCAGGAUGGAGCAGGCGAGGGCCAGUACGUGGGGUCGAGCGCAUACAGCGUCUACUACAUGCCCGACUCGGGCGAGGAAGAACCACUGCAUCCGCGGCGGCCCAUCGGCACCGGCCAGUCGACAAUGCAGGACGCCGAUGAAGAUCACGACGACGACGCCCUCUUUCGCACGCUCGCGGUGCCGGGACAGGGGCCGACGCGGGACGAGGAGCAGGUGCUCGAGGCGGUGCGAGCGCGUCUGCCGCCCAGGGCAGUCGCAGUGCGGUGCCUGCAGGUCUACGUGGGCCACGUCUCGUGGAUGUACAGCCCAAUCGCCAUCGACGAGCUCGUGGCCGAGGCCUGGGAUCCCUUCUAUGGCGGCACUCCAGGGGCUAGCCUCACCCGUGCCGCCCUCCUCCUUGUUGUACUUGCUCUGGGACGGCACUUUGACAGCGACGUGGCCGAGUCGGACGGCCUGGGUCGCGACUUUGUCCGCCUCGCCUGGCACGCAUCGCACAUGACGAUGCCGCGCCGCUACUCGCUCACGGCCAUGCAGACGACGCUCCUCCUCGGCCUCUUUGUCAUGAACACCGACGGGGGCAUGCACACCGAGGACUUCUACCCGCUCAUGGGCGCCGCCGUGCGCCGGGCCAUCGGCUAUGGCCUCCACCGCGCCUCGGCCGAGCGGCGCUGCGACGAGGCCGAGAAGCAGCGCCGCCGCGUGCUCUUCUGGGAGCUCUACUCGUCGGAUGCCUACCGUGGCUUGGCCUACUGCCGGCCGACCAACAUUCAGGGCGGCACCGUCGACGUCGCGCUGCCUGCGUCGUUACCGGUGUACUUCGUUGCCAAGCACAGGCUGGCGAUGAUCAUCAACCGCGCCCUGGCCGAGGUGCUGUGCCAGCCGAGCCCGCGCUACGACGAGGCGCUGCGCUUCGACGCGGAGCUGCGGCAGCUGCUCGCAUCGCUGCCCCGGCUCACCAAGUUUGCACCUUACGGGCUCGGAGACAUUGUCGCACGCGACGCAGCCACGCACCCGCACGACCUGCACACCUACCUGCAGGCCCACACGCUGCACAUCAACGUGCACCAGGCACUUCUGCACCUGCACCGGCCCUGGCUUGCUCGCGCGAUCCAGGCGCCAGGCGACCCGCUCGCUUCAACCCACGUCCACUCCGUCGUCGCCGUCGGCGAGAGCAGCCGGGCGCUCAUCGGCCUGGGCGGCGAUGUAUGCGAGACGCUGCCCGUGCUCGCGCGCCGCUGGGGCUACUUCUGGGUCCAUGUCUUUGACGUCGCCAUCUGCCAGGCCGUCCACGCGGCCCUCAAGCCGGCGACAAUGGCUGGCUCGAGCGCCUACCUCGACGUGCAGCGUGCCCUCGACGUCGUCGCCUCAGUCCGCCCACACCUCUCGGCCCACUGGGCGGCGCGCUUCAAGGUCAUCGAGGAUCUGCGCAACGUGGCGCGGGACCGCAUCGAGGGCACCUCCUCGGCUUCCACUUCGGGUGCAUCCUCGGGCGGCCCCUCGUCGGUCGCGGUCGGUCAUGGUCCGCUCAGCGAGGACAACGCCCUCAGGCUGCUGGGCGCUGAGCCGCAGGACGCUGCAGCAACGACGGCGGCGACGCUAGGAGCAGCACAAGCAUCGACAGGAGCACCAGCACCAGCAACAGCAGCAGCAACCACACCAGCAGCACAGACGACGGCCAGCUACGUGCAGCCUGCCGAUCUCCUCAGCGGCUUCUCGACACUCCAGGGCGACUUUCUCAGCGAGCACGACGGCCUCUCGGACCUCCUCUCCCAGUUCCUGGGCCACAGCGACCUCGACGGGCUCCUUGCCGAGCCCUGACUCUCUUUGCACCUCUGUACUCUAAUAGUGUCUGGC
Molecule: messenger RNA, 2187 nt
Organism: Acaromyces ingoldii
Lineage: Eukaryota; Fungi; Basidiomycota; Exobasidiomycetes; Exobasidiales; Cryptobasidiaceae
Exons: 2
Coding region: 1-2151 (716 amino acids)
Biological process (GO): regulation of DNA-templated transcription; DNA-templated transcription
Molecular function (GO): zinc ion binding; DNA binding; DNA-binding transcription factor activity, RNA polymerase II-specific
Source: RefSeq, a predicted model, not a curated record